AGAUUAAAAUAAAAAAUAACCUAAAUCCUUUCACUCUCUUCUCCAGUGAGACCCCAACAAGAAACGAGAAGCAGGGAGGACGUUCGAAUAUCCAUUUUCCGCAGCACGCAUUGGAACCCCUUUGUACAUUGUUGUUGCUGUUAUCUCUCUCUUGGAGAUGAAGAGUUUCAAGUGCAGUUGAACCAUAUCAGAUUUUUCAGUUGCAAACUAGGGUUAUUAAACAUGAACGUCGAUUAUUUCAAGCAGGACAUUGAUGAACUUAUUGGUGAAUUCACUCAGGACGAGUCAACAACUUUGGCUGAUAUGAAAAGAGUAUGGCUUUCUAAGAAGUUCUCCUACAUUUAUGAAGCUUAUCCAUCUAGCAACCUGGCCUUUUUUAUGCAAUCACUGUAUGGUCAUUGUAUAGGUUACAUGGUUGGUACUGCAUCUCUAUCACACAGAUUAGGUGGCCUUUAUUGCCUCUACUGUCUUUAUGAGACUCAACCAUUUAAACCCCCUUUUAAGGUCUAUCUAUCCCUUGGAGAAUUAAAGAAACUUAGAAUCCUUGUCGUAGAUGCAAAAGCAAACAAUAUUAAAGUGGUACCUGCUUUAGUAAAAAAAAUGCUGGAAAGAAACACGUUCCUUUUUGGCGCUGUCGACUUGACUGAAGGUUCUGUUACGGAGACAGUAAAACAACUCCAACAAUUACAGAAUGCUCGCAUUCAAGUUGCAUAUGAAAAGUUAUUUGAUAGCACUUCAAUCGACAACUAUGUCCACAUGGACCUUGGCUUGGAAGUUAGCCUGGACUUACUGAAGAAAAAGUCAUCUGAAUAUGCUAAGGCCAAGAAUGUAGCUAUUCAAGAGGCAAGCAAAAUUGUAGACGUCCAAAACAUAAAGCACAUAUCACAAGAUAAGGAACUGAUAGGAGACGUCGUGGAGAAGAUUGCUGAUGACUGGGUUGUCCAGAAACAAACAUUUUAUAGACAAACAGGAUUGGGGGAGGAUGAAGGAUAUGAACAGGAGCUGGAGCGUUUACUUCUAGAGCAGCAUCAGGAUGAUGGAGUCUCUAACCAAGACUGAAGACGAACAUCUGGAAUCUGGUUACUUGUUAUGUAUGGGGGAAUUCAUUAUUAUUAGCCCUGUUUGUGUAUGUAUACAUGAGAAUAUCAGAGGCGAACUUCUUUUCAGUUGUCAUUACUAUUUGGAUUGUUGAAAUACGAUAAAAUGGAAAAUAACAUGAUAGAACGUAUUAUAUUCCAUUUUAAUCCAUAAUCUCCUUUUCGUUUGCUAAUG
Abrus precatorius (Indian licorice) is the source of this 1272-nucleotide messenger RNA. RefSeq lists its product as uncharacterized. Gene Ontology annotation, biological process: snRNA transcription by RNA polymerase III; snRNA transcription by RNA polymerase II. The coding region runs from base 223 to 1059 and encodes 278 amino acids. Gene Ontology annotation, molecular function: sequence-specific DNA binding. Lineage: Eukaryota; Viridiplantae; Streptophyta; Magnoliopsida; Fabales; Fabaceae. The transcript has 8 exons. The record is from RefSeq and is a predicted model, not a curated record. Gene Ontology annotation, cellular component: snRNA-activating protein complex.